Nematocida minor is the source of this 1434-nucleotide messenger RNA. RefSeq lists its product as uncharacterized. Gene Ontology annotation, cellular component: HULC complex; nucleus. The record is from RefSeq and is a predicted model, not a curated record. The transcript has a single exon. Gene Ontology annotation, molecular function: ubiquitin protein ligase activity; metal ion binding. Bases 1 to 1434 code for a protein of 477 amino acids. NCBI's taxonomy places the organism in Eukaryota, Fungi, Microsporidia.
AUGGAAAAAAGAAGAGCUGACGUGACUCCUCUGAAGAAACUAACAUACGACGCAAAAGAAGAAAGCAAUUGGUGGGACGAAUCAGACACAGCUUCGCUAGCACAAAAAAAGAUAAACUCCAUCUUUGCGCAAAUGGAAGAGUAUAAAAAAACAGCAGAAGAGGCCGAGUGCGAAAAGACGCGAAUAGCCAAACUGAAAAUAAACGAGCUGCUGGAGCACUCGGAGAGCAGAGAAAAAGCAGAAGAAAUAGCAGAGCGGCUGAUUCUCCAGUGCCAGCUGCACCACCAGACAAUUUCGCAGCUAAGAAAAAGAGCCAAUCAGAAAAAAGAAGAAGUGCGGCCGGAAGAGAAAAGCACUCCAACCGUCUCAGCAGAAGAAAUAGAGGAAUACAUCGAGAGAAUGGACAAGCUAGAGAGCAGAAUACACCUGAUGCUCAGCAAGUAUCCUCCAAACUACACACAGCUUGUGAAGACAUUGGAGCAGGAGAACAAAGAGCUGUUUCUAUCAAACAAGUCUCUCAUGGAGAAAAUAGAAGAGUUUCUGAAGACAGAAAAAGAGCUGCACAUGGAAAAACAGAAACUCGCAAACGAAGCAGAGAUGAAAAAUAAAGAAAUGGAAGAGAAACAGGCAGAGAAAGAGCUCGAAAUAGAAAAGCUCGUUAAAGAGAAAGAGAUACACCACAAAAGAGUAGACGAGCUGUACUUGGCCAUUGAAACGUUCAACUCCACAGUGGUAGACAAAACAAGGGAGCUGGAGAACGAUGCAAGCAACAAAGCAGAAUGCCAGAAUAACUGCCACGAAAAAAUAAAAGAGCUGGAGAACAAGGAAAUAGACAGACUGGAAGAGGUUGCAUUCUUGGUGCGCAAGUACAUAGACACAGGAAAGAAGAAUGACGAGCUGCUUCUGGAGAUAGAAGAGAUAAAACAUACACUGAGAUCAAUGAAAACAGAAACAGAAAAAACAGACAGUUGCGAUCCGCUAAAAAAUUUACAGAACAAGAACGAGCAAGAUCAGAGCUAUCUGGAGAUAAUAGAGAACCAAAAAAUAGAGAUAGAAAAGUCCAAGCUAGAAUAUUUGGAGAGAAAGUCCUCUGCACAGUACCACAAAAGAAAGUCAGUCCAAUACGAAGCAGAGCUAUCUGCCGCUAAGAAGACAGUGGCUGACUUGGAAGCAGCAAAUGCCUCCCUGCAGAUCCGCCUGGAUGAGAUAAAAAAGAACAGAAAAUCCAGUAAAUCCCAGACGGAUGUAGAGCUGUACCAGGGAAUGAUUCGAUGCGGCGUCUGCUGCACAAACAUAAAGGAUGUUGCUCUGAAGAAGUGCAUGCAUCUCAUGUGCAGAUCGUGCAUCGAUGCGCGGAUGGCCAGCAGACAGAAGACGUGUCCCCUGUGCGGAACAAUUUUCUCGCCAAAUGACAUAGCAAAUGUCUAUUUGUAA